AGUGCCGGGAUUACAGGUGUAAUCUACUGCGCCCGGGUCACCUGCACAUUUAAAAUUGUGAACUUCUUCUCUAUACUUCAGUAACUUUUCCAAGAUUUCUUUGACGCAAAGUUCUCAGAAAUCUUAAAGCUGGCAUUUCAGAAUAGAAAAAAAAUAGCUUCUAGUUCACUAGUGAAAUUUUACUAAUAAUGAAACAAAGCUACUAAUGCGUAUCAGCUCCGAACAGAUUAAACACUACCAGCAGAUCUUUUCUUUAACUUCGUGAAUCACUGGCAUUCUUUUGGCAAAGAAAGGAUGAACAACACUGUAACCCAAAGAAAAGGUACCACUGCCAGGAAAGACUUCCUUUUGAAAGCAGCUCUAGCAGCAAAAGAUAGGAGGAAAGCAAGGAAACCAGGCCAAACGUCUUGGUUAACUCUUCGGCGAAAGGCCGCCAAAUAAGAUGAUCUAAGAAGCCAGCCAGCCAGCCAGACACAGGGAACUCACAGCAACUCCUCGGAGCGCAAACAGCAACCCCACAAUCCAACCCACCCGAAAUCCUGCGGUUCAUUUGAGGCUUGCCCCGCUAGUCAGGAGGUGAUUCAGUGCUGGCUACAAACGCUCCUCAUGUGCAUCCUGGACCUGGCACACCUGGCUUGCCCAUCACCAGCCUGGAGACACCGCCAGGAGCAGAAGCCCGGAGGCCAGAAAAGACCCCAACUUUGCAAGUCAGGGGCGCGAGCGCUCUGGCCUCUCAGGUCCGCAGAGGGAACCUAUUUCCGGCCUCGAGGGUGGGGUGCGGGGUCAGUGUCCUCUACAGGAUAUAGGAGGACGUGCCCCCGAAGCUGCUCCGUCCCUCCACCCGCUGGGAUGCCACAGAACACCUGCCAGCGAGUUUCUUCCCCAGCGCCCACGAGAGGUGGGCUGCGAGCCGCAGCGGCAGGCGAAGAAUCCAGCGCAGGGAACUCAGGCCCCGGCGAUGCACCAGCCCCCACACCCCCCACCCGCGCUCGCGCAACAAAACUUGCACGGCCGCGCCUCGACCCAGCUGUGCGCCCGCGGGUCCCGGAUUCACCGCCCGCCCAGCCUGGCGCAGCGCCCUCACCUCAGAAACGCUGGGUGGACUUCGCGGUAACUUCCCAUCCAGACGGCAGCCGGCAGCCGCGCCGGCGCGCCUCGGCCCAGCUCCUGGCGCCGCGGGUCGCCAGUCCCGCGUUCCCGAAAGCACGGCGCUCGCUCAGAAGCUCAGGCAGCCUCGCGACCCUCACUUACCCCUCCCAGUACCGCCGCUGCCUCAACCGCCAGCCCCUCGACUGCGCCUGCGGCCCAAGGCGCAGGCGCGGCGGGGCCUUAAAGGGACCGGGCCGCCUCUAUUGCACAAUGGGUUCGAGCACGUUAGGGGCCCUGCGGGCCGAGAAAAGCAGUAACCGAGGGGAUGCACCGAGUGCAGCUGGGACUGGGAAUCCCUCUCUCCCCUCCGCCUCUCCUUAAAAGCACCAGCCCUCGGCCCUCCAAAUCGCUGAUUUCCCAGGCCACUUGAACUGCCCCUGCCAUGUUAAAGAGGCAGGAGACACCCCCUUCGGGGACUGGAGUGU
Molecule: messenger RNA, 1574 nt
Organism: Nomascus leucogenys (northern white-cheeked gibbon)
Lineage: Eukaryota; Metazoa; Chordata; Mammalia; Primates; Hylobatidae
Product: atherin-like
Exons: 2
Coding region: 607-1470 (287 amino acids)
Source: RefSeq, a predicted model, not a curated record